GCUUUUUUUUUUUUUUUUUUUUUUUUCAAUUUGGAUAUCGAUCUCUACAGUAUGAGUUCAUUAAUUUGUACAAAAAUAUUUUCAAUUUGGAUAUCGAUCUCUACAGUAUGACUUCAGGUCAAGUUGAUUUCUCUUUAUUUUCCUACGUUUGAUUUUUCUCUAAUUAUUGUUAUAAAUCACCUUAUUAUAGUAAAACGAUUGUUGAUACUUGAUAUUAUAUGAAUGUCCAAAAGACGGUGUACUUAAGUUCUUUAGGAAUUAGAGGGAGUAUGUAUUGAUUAUGGAUGAUUGAUUAUGAAAGGAUGAUCAAGUGAACAAGAACAACUCACAUCAUUGUGACAUACGAAGUACUUAAGUAGAACCCGUGUGUUCAAUCUCCUAGGAAUCUAUGGACAAUAAGCUCAAAAGUAUACUAGAUGAAUGGGAAGAGGACGCGAAAGUGAAAUGUGUUCUAGUAGAGAGUAGUAGUUAGCCUCAUUCAUUCUGAGCUGGUGGUGAUGUGAAGUAUAUGACUGGAAUUCAAGAUUUAUCAGCUCUGAUUGAGGUAUUCACAGCAGAGUAUACUUUAAUUUGUAAGAUUUCUGAAUACAAAAAACCGUACAUCUGCUUGAUGAACGGCAUUAAUAUGGGUAUGGGUAUCGGCUUAUCAUGCCAUGGCCAUUUCCGCGUUGUAACAGAGAGGACUCUAUUUGCUAUGCCAGAAAAUAGUAUUGGUAUGCUCCCUGAUGUAGGGUUUUCGUACAUAGCUGCAAGCAGUCCAGGAGAAGGAUCAGUGGGUGCUUAUCUUGGUAUGACUGGCAAAAGAAUAUCUAAUCCGGCUGAUGCUUUAUACGUUGGCCUAGGGACGCACUAUGUGCCAUCGGGUUCUCUAAAGGAGUCUUUGUUGGCAUCCGCUUUUUCGGAGGAUCCAUACCAAGAUGUUGCAGAAAUACUGUCAAAAUACAGCAUCCAGCCACAUUCCGAGUCACGGCUGAAGUUGCUUUUGCCCUAUAUUGCUUCUACCUUCAAUGCAAACAAGUCAGUAAGUGAUAUAUUUGAGGAGCUGAAAAUGCAUCAGCAGAGUUCUGAUACCAGAGUGGCUGGAUGGGCCAAGGAGGCCUUGGAAGGGCUUGGGAAAGGCUCUCCAUUCUCUCUGUGCUUAACACACAAGUAUUAUGCUAAAGUUGCAUCAGCUGUCAAAAGUAAUGAUGUUCAUCUGUCUAAUGUGAGUGAAGUGAUGAAAUUGGAGUAUAGAGUUAUUCUUAGAGUUUCACUAAGAAAAGACGCCGCAGAAGGUGUCCGUGCUAUUCUGGUCGACAAGGAUCAGAAUCCAAAGUGGAGUCCAUCAAGUGUGCAGGAAGUUGAUAUGCAAGAAGUUGAGGCACUUUUUGAGCCAUUUGAGCCUAGCAUUCCAGAAUUGAGUUUUAAGAGCUCUAAGUGCAAUUCUUUUUCAGCCAAACUUUGAUUGAAAUAUGUAUAUCCAUAUAUCCUAUAAAAUUACAGUAUUUUAUCUUAAUAUAGCCAGAUAGGGGUAAUAUUCAUUUAUUCUUGCCAAUAAUGAUUUGUUAUGGUUACUUUCACAAAGGAUUAUCUAUAAAUUAUUGUAAUGGGUGGUUUUGGAUUUGAUAACCCAAGGCCAAUGUAAGAUUCCUACUUAGUAAUUGGAAACUAUCUCUUGCUUCUAUUGA
Molecule: messenger RNA, 1667 nt
Organism: Chenopodium quinoa (quinoa)
Lineage: Eukaryota; Viridiplantae; Streptophyta; Magnoliopsida; Caryophyllales; Amaranthaceae
Product: 3-hydroxyisobutyryl-CoA hydrolase-like protein 3, mitochondrial
Exons: 10
Coding region: 509-1444 (311 amino acids)
Biological process (GO): L-valine catabolic process
Cellular component (GO): cytosol
Molecular function (GO): 3-hydroxyisobutyryl-CoA hydrolase activity
Source: RefSeq, a predicted model, not a curated record